AAAUCAUUCCAGGAUGUUUGCUGAAAUUGAUUGAAUGUGUGUAAAACUAAACAAAUAUUCACUCCAGGAAGGAAAGAGUUACAUUUGGUGACACUGCAAACCAGCUGACUGACCACGUGACUGUGCGGAAGGUUCAUCCGGGGCUCAGUCAGAAGCAGCAGCCCCGCAGAGAGCAGCCGGCUGCGGCUGUGAGAACCUGAAGAGAGCCGCUGCUGCUGUGGAGGAGCCUGACACAGCUUCUGCAAACCCAGCUGACAAAUACUCAAGAGGCGCCAAUGAGAGGCCGUCUGAGGCUCUGGGAGAUGAGAAAAACAUACAAAGUCAGAUGGUGCUGAUUUCUGGAGGAGAGUUCCUGAUGGGAACGGACAACCCAGGUGUCCCUGCAGAUGGCGAAGGCCCUCAGAGGCUGGUGCACGUGGACUCCUUCUACAUGGACAUCCAGGAAGUCACCAGCCAACAGUUCCAGAGCUUCGUCAAUGCCACAGGAUACAUUACCGAGGCAGAGAAAUUUGGAGACGCAUUUGUCUUCGAGGGGAUUUUGAGCGAGAGUGUGAAAAACCAAAUCACCCAAGCAGUGGCUGCUGCCCCCUGGUGGCUCCCAGUCAAAGGAGCCGACUGGAGGCACCCUGAGGGUCCAGACUCCAACAUCACAGACAGGUUGGACCAUCCUGUUCUACAUGUGUCCUGGGCGGAUGCGGUCGCCUACUGCUCCUGGGCCAACAGGAGACUUCCCACUGAGGCAGAAUGGGAGUACGCCUGCAGGGGCGGCUUUAAAGACAGACUUUAUCCCUGGGGAAACAAGUUGAACCCGAAAGGAGAACACUACGCCAACCUGUGGCAGGGGGAUUUCCCCAACCAUAACUCUGCAGAGGACGGAUACAUCAAAACGUCACCGGUGAUGUCCUUUCCCGCCAACGCUUUUGGCCUGUAUGACAUGACGGGGAAUGCGUGGGAAUGGACCUCAGACUGGUGGACCGUGCAUCACACCACAGACCAACAACACAACCCAACGGGUCCUCUGUCGGGCACAGACAAAGUGAAGAAGGGAGGCUCGUACAUGUGCCACAAGUCUUACUGUUAUAGAUACCGAUGUGCAGCUCGUAGCCAGAACAGUCCGGACAGCGCCGCCUCUAAUCUUGGUUUCCGCUGCGUCUCCCAGGAGCAACGGUGACCUGACCUGCUCGUCUUAAACACAUCUAUUCCAGCUGCUCUCUAACCCCAAUGAAAGGAAUUCAAUAGAGGCGUUCUUAUGUGCCAUCUCAAUGACGUGAAGUUGAGAACAUCUUCUGUAAACUUUUAUAACUUUCUAUUUUUUCAGAAUGUUUGUUUUCAUAAGUAAUUAAUAUAAAAGGGAGUUGUUCCUACGGCGUUGUUCUCUUUACGCCUCUGAGCACAGGUGGAGAGAGAAACUGAAUAACUCAAGUGAUUGUUUCUGCUCGGGUCAAAGAAGUUAUCAGUGGCACAGAUCAGAGCGGUCUUGUAAAUGUCAAAACAAAUCUGGCUGAGAUACAGACUAAAAGUCCGUGUAAACUAUACUGCCGAUGUAAAAUGACACUGUGAAAUUGCUGCAAGAUUAUUGUGAAUUAUUGUAAUAUAAUUUUUGCAAUCACUGAUAAAUCUGUGACAAAUGGGAUCCCUAAAAGAUUUCCUGAUUUUCCUUUAUUUCAGGAUUUUUGUUUUGCAUUGUGUGAAAUGGCCGUAGCCUGAAAGUUGGCCACAAUAAAAAACUUUUAUUUGUCUUAAUGUGACUCAAAGUAUUACACUGAAUUUGUAUGGGAAACUUUAGGUUUAGUUAAUUGAUGCUAAACCUAAAGGUGCUACUUUGUUGUUA
Messenger RNA from Sebastes umbrosus (honeycomb rockfish), 1831 nucleotides. It is a transcript of the gene sumf1, whose product is annotated as sulfatase modifying factor 1. Gene Ontology annotation, cellular component: endoplasmic reticulum. Bases 326 to 1171 code for a protein of 281 amino acids. The transcript has 10 exons. The record is from RefSeq and is a predicted model, not a curated record. Lineage: Eukaryota; Metazoa; Chordata; Actinopteri; Perciformes; Sebastidae.